This is a messenger RNA of Poeciliopsis prolifica (blackstripe livebearer), 1916 nucleotides long. Its product is annotated as tetratricopeptide repeat protein 19, mitochondrial-like. Gene Ontology annotation, cellular component: mitochondrial inner membrane. Gene Ontology annotation, molecular function: protein binding. NCBI's taxonomy places the organism in Eukaryota, Metazoa, Chordata, Actinopteri, Cyprinodontiformes, Poeciliidae. The transcript has 11 exons. Gene Ontology annotation, biological process: mitochondrial respiratory chain complex III assembly. The record is from RefSeq and is a predicted model, not a curated record. The coding region runs from base 24 to 1193 and encodes 389 amino acids.
CGUUGAUUAUAUAAAUAGUAAAGAUGGCGGCUUCUUGUUUGCUCCGAGCCGUCCUCAGCCGAACUCUGAGCCGGUCCAGAUGUUCUGGAGGCUUCAGGUGGCCUUUGACCUCUGCUCGGGUUGUUCCUGAAGCGGGACGCCGCACAGCAUGCUGGGAAGCUGAAAGCAGACGUGAAGACGGCACAAAAUGCCACCGAAGAAGAAGAGGAGGUUUGUGGGCGGCAGUCGCGUUCUCCCUGUUCCGCUCCACCGAUGAGGACCAGAGGGACGAAGCUCAGAGGAAGGAGGACGACAUCAUUCUGCUGCUGAAGAAAGCCAAGCUCAGCGUCCAUCGAGGAAAUCUGCAGGCGGCUUCGUCCUUCUUCCAUCAGGCCGUCGCUCUCGCUCAGCAGACGCACAACAACCAGGCCAUCAUCUACACCUACAGCCAGCUGCGUCCUCCUCAGAUGGCGAACCUGGCCUACGUUCAGGGUCAUCUGGACAGUGCAGAGAAGCUCUUCAAAGCAGCCAUGAGCUACAUGCUCGCUGGAGGAACUCCAGAGGACGACAACGCUGUCAUUGAGAUGUCUCUGAAACUGGCCACCAUUUACGCUGAGCAGAACAAGGCAGAGCUGGCCGAACACGGUUUCAGGUUCUGUGUGGAAUCACUAGAAGCUAAACUGGAGAAGCACAAGAAGCAGCCAGAGGACGAGAAGACAGGUGAGACAGAGGAGACAGAGCAGCAGGAAGCUCUGAGGAAAGACACUCACCUUCUGCUGGGUUUGUGUUUGGACUCACGAGCGCGGUACCGAGUCUCAAGGAUGGAUCUGGACCUGGCUGGACACGACUACAGGAAAGCCCUGGACAUCUGCCGCCAGGAGCAGGGACAGGACCACCCACAGACUCUGGUCCUGAUGAGCGACUUGGCCACCAUCUUGGACCUGCAGGGUCGUCAUGACGAUGCAUUGGUUCUGAUCCAGCAGGCGGUGGACCUGAGCGUCUCCGUGGAAAACCCCGAUCACCACGUUCUCCUGGAGAACCUGGCAGGAAUCCUGCUGCACACAGGCCGGCUGGAUGACUCUGCCCGGUUCUAUCAGGAGGCUCUGGACCGGGCCCAGCAGGCAGGAGACCGGGCCGCGCUGGAGCGGAUCCAGGACGGGCUGGAGGAGCUGAGGAAGAGGAGGAGCCAGACGACAAAGGACGAACAGGACUGACCCGGGUCUGAAGGCCCGGUUCUGAAGGCCCGGUUCUGAAGACCCAAAUUUGAAGGCCCGGUUCUGAUGACCAGCUGUGGGUCAUCAGAACGUGUCCCAUUGUUCUUUUCAUCAUCUCUCCAGAACUUCUGAUCCAUAAUGUGGUUCUGUUAAAAUUGUUACCGAGUCGAUUCAGCUCUAAGUUUUGGGAUUAGCAGUGUGUGUGUGUGUGAGUGAGUGUGUGUGUGAGUGUGUGUCUGUGUGUGUGUGUGUGUGUGUGUGUGAGUGUGUGUGUGUGUGUGUGAGUGUGUGUGUCUGCGUGUCUGUGUGUGUGUGAGUGUGUGUGUGUGUGUGUGAGUGUGUGUGUCUGCGUGUCUGUGUGUGUGUGAGUGUGUGUGUGAGUGUGUGAGUGUGUGUGUGAGUGUGAGUGUGUGUGUGUGUGUGUGUGUGUGUGUGUGUGUGUGUGUGUGUGUGAGUGUGUGUGUGUGUGUGUGUGUGUGAGUGAGUGUGUCUGUGUGUGAGUGUGAGUGUGUGUGUGUGUGUGUGUGUGUGUGUGUGUGUGUGAGUGUGUGUGUGUGAGUGUGUGUGUGUGAGUGUGUGUGUGUGUUCAGGUUCCCACAGGUGAGUCAUCUUGCUGUGUUUACGGAGUGCGUCUCCAUGACGACAGUGAGCAGCAGGGGGCGGGGCAAAGAACAAUUGUAUGUUGUGACAACAUGAGUUUAAAUAAAUGAUGUUUGGUGUUUA